AUGACAUCGCCAUCGUCUUCUGAUAACCAUAAUAUAUCAGAAGAAUUAAAUAAUGAAGGCAACCAAGAAAUGAGUGAUGGGGAAAUUGUUGAUGAUAAAACAACAGCAACAGCCAAAGCCAGUAAUAUACAAGAAAAUAUAGAAGAUAAUAAAAAAGAAGAAAAAGAAGAAAUUGAAUUUAGAGAUAUCGAAAAAGAACAACAAGUUUUAAAUAAUUCAAACUGUAUAGAAAAAAACAAAAUUGAAACAACAGAAACAUCAAUAUCAACAGCAGCAACUACGACAACAGCAGUUGAAACCAAUUUAACUGCUAAUUAUUUUUAUAUUGACUCUGAAACAAUUGUAAAUGAAAACGAGCUUAUUGAAUAUUCAAAUAAUAAUAAUAAUAACACACCCAGUGGUUUGGUUUUAAGAAACAGCAGUAAUGGAAUCGUAACAUAUAACACACCCAUCGAAUCAAUUCCAUAUCCAUCAAUUGUCGGUGAUAGAUUAUAUAUGCCAUUGGCCUACAGUUCAGAUCAAAACCGUAAAGAGGAGCUUGAUUUUGAAGAAACAUUAAGAGAUUAUAAGAAUUUUAAAGAAAAAAAGAGAAGCAGAAGCUAUAGUAGUGAUAGAUCAAGAUCAAGAUCUAGAUCCAGAUCAGGAAGAAGAAGAAAUUAUAGCAGUAGUAGAAGCAGAUCAAAAAGUGACAGUAGAUCAAGAUCAAGAUCAUCACAUAGAUAUAGCAGCAGUAGUAAAAAGAGCAGCAGUAGAAGAAGAAGAAGAUCAAGAAGCAGUAGUGACAGUAGAUCAAGAUCAAGAUCAAGUAAAAGAUAUAGCAGCAGCAGGUAUAGCAGCAGAUAUAGCAGGAGUAGAUACUCGUCAAGAAGAGGCAGUAGAAGUCGCUCAAGAAGUCGUAGUUACAGUCGUUCAAGAAGAGAUAGAAGCAGAAGUCGUAGUUAUAGCAGAAGAAGGAGUUAUUCCACAUCAUCUUCAAGAUCACGCUCAAGAUCAAAUAGAAAAAGAUACUCUAGAUCAAAAAGAUCAAGAAGCACAAGUUAUUCAGAUUCUUCAAGAUCACGUUCAAGAUCAAAUAGAAGAUCAAGAAAAUCAAAAUCAAGAUCAAGAUCAAGAGAUAAACACUCAUCCAAAAACAAAUCAUCAACAAUUGGCAUAAAACCAAACCAACAAACCAGUUUUGUAACAUUUUUAAAACCAGAUGGAUCAUGGUUCGAUUCAGAUGAAAGCUCAAAGGCCUCAACACCAAAAAUGCAUUUAAUCGUUGAUAUUGACCAUACACUUAUUCAUUCAACUAAAGAUCCAAAUGGUGAAUCAUAUUUUUUAAAAGAUAAAACAGUUCACAAAAUUUCAUUCCCAGAAACCAAUGAAACAUUUUAUGUCAAAGAAAGACCAAAUGCAAUCGAAUUUUUAAGAACACUAUCACAACAAUUCUAUAUUUAUGUUUACUCUUUUCACCCAAAAUACUAUGUCGAGAGAGUUGCAUCAAUUUUAGAUCCACAUUCAAAUAUUUUUUCAAAAGUAAUAUCAAAAGAAAUUAUAGAAUCAAUUGAAAAUAUUAAAAUUUGCAGGGAAAAUAAUAAUUCACAAAAACCAUUUAUUGUAUUCAAUGAACAAAAUGUACCAAAAAUAUUUAAAUUUGAAUCAAUAAAUCAAUUAAUUAUAUUGGAUGAUCGUGAAGAUGUUUGGAGGAACUUUCAAGAUAAUCUUAUACUUUUAGAUACAUUUAAAUAUUUUAAUAAGGAAGUACAAGAUUUCACACCGAUCUAUCAAUAUCCAUUUUCAUUCCAAGAGCUAUCACGUGCAUUCCCAUUCCCAAAUAUCACAGAGUCAUUAAAUAAUAAUAAUUUCAAUAGUAACCUAAACCAAAUCAUUAAAUGCUCGCAAUAUCAGCAACAGCAACAACCCACCCAACAACCACCUCAACCAAAUAUAAACUUUUUAUCAUCAAACCAACCCUAUUUAGAUAUGUUUUCAUGUUUAUUAGGUGCAAUGCAAUCAGAAUUCAUUUCAAGAGAGAUUACCGAUCCUUCAUUACAUAUUAAAAGUGUUAUUCAAGAGAUUAGAAGCAGUGUAUUAAUGGAUUGUAACAUUGUUUUUAGUGGUAUUUUUCCUAAACAGAUUGAUCCAUCCAAACUUUGUCAUACCAGAGUUUCAAAAAUUACUGAAUCUUUUGGUGCUUCAAUCUCUCAAGAAAUAGAUUCAAAUACUACCCAUGUUAUCUUUAUUAAAGAGGGUACUUCUAAAGUUUUACAGGCUUUAAAAAAUCCAAAUAUUAAAGUAGUUCAUUUUGCUUGGUUAAGAGAUUGCAUUCAUCGUUGGGAAAGAAUUGAUGAAUUAAAUUACUCUGUAAAUUCCUAUCAAAAUUUAAUUAAACUUAAUUAA
Molecule: messenger RNA, 2382 nt
Organism: Dictyostelium purpureum
Lineage: Eukaryota; Evosea; Eumycetozoa; Dictyosteliales; Dictyosteliaceae
Exons: 4
Coding region: 1-2382 (793 amino acids)
Molecular function (GO): RNA polymerase II CTD heptapeptide repeat phosphatase activity
Source: RefSeq, a predicted model, not a curated record